AUGAACUGGGAUAGAGUUAUGGAAAGUCAGCACGAGAAACUGAUGAACCACGAGAAGCUAUUAAAGGAUACUUUAGACCAGGUAAAUACCCAAAAUGUCAGCAUCAGCAAGGAUCUAGCGCAAGUUCUCCAAACUCAAUCUGAAGUGAAGCUUACUUAUGCGGACAAGACGCGAACCAACCCUCCAAGCAAACCUUCACCACCCUCAAAGAAAAUAUCGGAUCCAAUUACCCGAGAAGUUACCGGAAUGAAAACUCUACGUAGAGGAACCAUUGUUGUUGAAUGUAAAAAUAAAGAAGCUGCAGCCAAACUUAAGGAGGAAGCCGAAACGAAACUGGGAUCCGACUACAUUCUUUCCUUACCAAAACAGAAGAUGCCGAAGAUUAAAAUCGUAGGCCUCAAUGACAAGAUCGGGAGUACCCAAAUGAAGGAAAUGAUUCUCGCGCAGAAUCAAUUCCUCGACGAAGCCGCGUACAUAAACGUCGUACACAUAACGGAAGAUAAAAGAAAUCCUAACAGGUAUUUGGCUUACGCUGAGGUUGACGGUAAUAGUUACCGGAAAAUUCUAAGUGAACAAAAGCUUAACAUAGGAUGGGACCGUUGCAGAAUUUAUGAUGCUGUGACAACUAGAAGAUGCUACAAAUGCAAUGGGUUCGGACAUAAGGCAACUGACUGUAGCAAAACUACUACCUGCCCCAAAUGUGCGGGAGACCAUGACCUAGCGAGCUGUAAAGCUUCGGACGCGGAGAUCAAAUGCAGUAACUGUGCCAACGCCGUUGAGAAACUAAAAAUGAAACUGGAUACGACUGCACCGUCGUUUAAUCACAAUCGCAAAAAUGGAAACGUUAUCCUACAUCGAACUCGUAGAAAUUACGAGGCGGGAAGCGGAAAGAAAAAUUCUGUCGAAAUUUCAUCAGCCAGUAGAAGAUCGACGAUAUUCUCUACCGAAAAUUCGACGGUGGUGUAUGCUCAAAUUGGAGGAACGGCUGCUCUACCUUGCGUGGUUAGAAAAUUUAACAGCGGAGUGGUCUCCUGGUUACGACGGAAGCAAGAGCCGCCUACUUUAUUGACUGUCGGAUUAACGACCUACAGUGCGGAUGAUCGUUUCUUUGUGGAGCACGUUAGACACCUUCAGAAUUGGGGCUUGCUAAUCAAGCACGUACAACCCUCCGACGAAGGGCACUACGAAUGUCAAGUUUCCACACAUCCACCCACCAGCAUUUUUAUCCAACUGAAAGUAACAGAAGCCGUAGCUGAAAUAAUCGGUGCACCUGAUCUGCAUCUUAGAGCUGGUUCGGUUUUGCGGUUAGUGUGUGCUUUGAGGGAUUCCACCGAAACGCCCUCCUACGUUUUUUGGUUCCACGAUCGAAACAUGAUCAACUAUGACAUCGGAAUAAAGGUCUCGCCUAAUCGCACUUCCAGUAUACUGGAGAUACAAGAGGCGGACCAACGCAACAGUGGUAAUUAUACAUGUACCCCAUCAAACGCCGUGCCAGCUUCAAUUAAUGUUCACGUGCUUAAUUCCACAGAGGAGGAAAACCCUGCCGCCAUGCUGCACGUCAAUUGCGGGAAUACACUAAAUACGAUCUCUUCCACUAUGUGCGCCAUCCUAUUUCCGUAUAUUUUCACUUGUUAUAAAAGAUGAAAUACAUGUACGAAAUAAAGUAAUUUUGUGUAAA
Photinus pyralis (common eastern firefly) is the source of this 1678-nucleotide messenger RNA. RefSeq lists its product as uncharacterized. NCBI's taxonomy places the organism in Eukaryota, Metazoa, Arthropoda, Insecta, Coleoptera, Lampyridae. Gene Ontology annotation, cellular component: neuron projection membrane. Gene Ontology annotation, biological process: synapse organization. The record is from RefSeq and is a predicted model, not a curated record. The transcript has 7 exons. Gene Ontology annotation, molecular function: nucleic acid binding; zinc ion binding. Bases 1 to 1644 code for a protein of 547 amino acids.